UGAGAUCGAGGUCCUUCAUCUUGAUGCUGAGUUUGCGGCAUUUUAGAUUUCACGUGUAGUCGUUAUUUAUGAAACAUUACAGUGAUACUGUGCAUAAUUUUUAAAAGUAAGUGCAUUUUUUCUACACCUCACUAUAUAGUGCAUAGUUUGGACGUUAUUUAACAUGUCUUUCCAACAAACCAACGGCGUUGGACCUGGUCGUUCUGACGACAGAAAAUUGUUUGUUGGUGGCCUGGGAAGGAACAUUACCGAAAAGGACCUGAAGGAUUAUUUUUGUAAAUUUGGAGAGAUCGAGAAUGUUUCUAUUAAGACAGACGUUUACACAGGUCAGUCUAGAGGUUUUGCAUUUAUAUUGUUUAAGGAUGCCAAGGCUAUUGAUCAAUUACUUGCUGCAGGUGACCACUACAUCAACAGUAAGAAGGUUGACCCUAAAAGGGUAACAGUUAACCCCUUGUACUGUAAGGUUUUUGUUGGUGGCCUGACAGCAGAUAUAACUGAUGAUGACAUUAGGGACUAUUUUGGUCAGUAUGGAGAAAUCGCUGAAUUGCAAGCUCCAUUUGAUAAAAUCAAGAAUCAAAGAAAAGGAUUCUGCUUUAUCACAUUUAAGUCUUCAGAAACCGUCCAAGAGGUCUUAAAACAACCCAAACAGUCUAUCAAGGGUAAAGAAGUAGAUGUAAAGAAGGUUAAGUACAAUCCAGAAACAAUGGGGUCUGGUGGACGAGGUGGAAGAGGAGGUAUGUUCGGCGGCAGAGGGAUGCCAAAUUAUGGACCACCAGGCUAUGGACCUGGCUACGGACCCAGCGGCUAUGGAGAUUACAGUGGAUAUGAGAGCUACGGUGGUAUGUACGGUGGGUAUGGAGGAUACGGGGGUUCUGGGUAUGGAGAUGGAUACUACAACACUCAAGCAGUUGGAGGUUAUGGUGGUGGUGGAAAGUUCAGGGAAAACCAGUAUCAGCGACACCAUCCUUACUAAGAUAGGAUACGAUGAAAAUCAGUGAUACAAGAACACUUUGACAUGAUAUAUGUAAACUGUUCAGUGGUAUUAGGCCUAAAGUGUUGUUAGGCCAGCUUUAAUUUCCGUAUUAUAGUUGUCUAGCCUAUCAAAAAGUUAAUGUGACUAGUUUAAUGUUAUUUCGAUCAGCAAUCCUAUCUCAAGAUUUUGUUGAUAAGGUACAAAUGUUAUUUUAAAUAUUUUUACAAUUGUUUGUUACAGUAAGUUAAGUUAGCCCAAUUUUUCUCUUUUCUUUCCUGCGGAUUUUAUAAAAUUGGUACAGUAACUUAAUUCAGGAAUUAAAUACAUUUAAGUUUAUCGCAAACCUUAAACGCCUGAAAAACUGCUAAGUUAGUUUGUGCAUAUUAUUAUUGAGGCUAGGUUUAGAAGUGUGAUGUUUCCCUUAAUGGCUGUUAAAAUGUACAUAGCCUUUAUAUAGAAGUCAGAAUUUGGUUAUUAACUUAAGUAAGUUGCAAACACUUUCAUUGCUUACCUAAUCAAUGCUAUGUAAACUUGCCAUCUUAAGUAAUGGCUAGGCUAUGUAAAUUAUAUGCUAGCUACCCUAGUUCUUCAAAAAAUAAAAUUUUACUCACGUUUUAAGAAUUGAUGCUAAGUUAGAUGCUGCCUGUUACGAAGAAUUUAAUUUUGUUUUCUUAUUGAGGUUAUGAAAUAGCCUGGUUUUAGGGUUUACCUAGGCAUAACUUAUAUCAGUAGCUAAUUGAAGCAAAUUGGCUAAACAUUUUAAAUAAAUUCUACAUAAGCCAUAAGCUAAGUUAAACUUAUGGUUGUCGAAACUGUAGAAGUUUUUAACCUAAUCUAAGUUGCUAACCUAAGUUACUAAAUUUCAUAAAUUUAUGCUGUUAGGUGGCCUACUCUUAAUUUUUUAUGUUUCAGAUUUGGUCUUGUUUGCAAGUUAUUAAAUUAUUUCUAGGCCCUUAAGUAAGUUUUCAAAGGUUUUGACUAGGUAAUAUUAAGUUUGGUAAGUUAGUACCGUAGUAAGAUUGUCUUGGGUAGUGCCUAAUUCUGUUGAUUUUUAUUACACUAAAAGACUAGCCUAUGUUACGACGGACUUAUAAUUUCUUUUGAAUGUCACCAAUUGAUUGUCUGAGAAUUUAAUUUAUCAUAAAAAUAAUAACCAAUUAAUAAACUUAGGCCUACCACCACUGAGAACAGUGUAGCAUUUUGAGGAUUUUGAACCGAGCAAUUUUGGCUUCAUUUGAUUUAAAACCAAGGUGAACAUUUAGGCCAGCUUAAAAGUUUUUACCCUAGCUGUAAAAUUUAAAAAUAGGGCCUAUUAUUAAAAACAGUCGAUCUUUUACAAAAUUUAAAAACCAUUACCUAUGUAGCCUAGAUAAUUUUAAAAAGUAAUGCACUGCCCAGAUACUGCCUUCUAUAUUGCAUAGAACCACGUUCUCUCUAUGAGAAAAUGUGGACCAAAACUUUUGUUUUGAGUUGAGAAUAAGUAAGAUCUUAACUUAUUCUGAAUAAUAGGUGAAUGAAUGAUAUUAUUGCAUUGUAAAUUAAGAAAAAAAUACUGGUAAAUGCUUUGAUUUUACCAACAUAAUAUUUUGUACAAAAAGUUAGUGUUAACUUAGGCUAUGGUAGGAAAAUUAGAAAAUAGAAACUUAAAUACCGUCAACUUACAACUAUUAUUCAAUCUUAAUUUAAUUCGACAUUACUUAACCUAACUCAACUAACUUACCGUGCCGGUAGCCUAUAUGUUUAAAAACAAGUUUAAAUAUUUUUUGUUAUAAAACCAUAUGUAAAAUCUAAGUUUUAAUUGCAUUGAGUAAGUAUCUUGAUAUUUUUUCCAUCGAGAAGUUUGAUUUGUAAUGAUUGUUUUAACCUGUACUGAUAACUUACUUUGACAUGUUUAGGCAUUCACAAUGUUCAUAUAUUUCUGUUUGGUUUUUUAGUCUACAGGGGCUUUUGAUCCACCUAUACAACGUAUCUCGAGAUUUAUAAAUUUUUGAACAGGGAAAUUUUUUUGUUAACUUAAAAAAAUAUAUUGGUAUUAGGGUUCAGAUUUUAUUUUGUUCUAACUUUUAGGCUAUUUUAUUUACAUUUACUGCAGUUAACUCAUGUUUAGUGUCUCAUAUUCAAGCUAAAUUUGCAUUCCAGUACACCUUGAUUUGUAGGCUACUAAUAUUUUCAGUACACACGGUAAAAAGUUUUCAUUAUAUUAAGAAUUUAUUUUACCCUCUUAUAUUAAAUAUAUAUUUUGAAUAAGUUUUGCUUUUAUUCAGUAAUUUACUUUUUUGUAACAUAAUGGUAAAAUAAUUUUUGUUUGUUUCCUUCUCUGUAAAACCACUGAAAAUUAACAGUUUUGUCAUCCUAUUUUUAUAAUACAAAAACUCUUUCAAUAA
Messenger RNA from Macrosteles quadrilineatus (aster leafhopper), 3357 nucleotides. RefSeq names its product RNA-binding protein squid-like. The record is from RefSeq and is a predicted model, not a curated record. The coding region runs from base 164 to 973 and encodes 269 amino acids. Gene Ontology annotation, biological process: regulation of gene expression. Gene Ontology annotation, molecular function: RNA binding. The transcript has a single exon. Lineage: Eukaryota; Metazoa; Arthropoda; Insecta; Hemiptera; Cicadellidae. Gene Ontology annotation, cellular component: nucleoplasm.